ACAGCCCCGCCCGCUGUGACGCGCUUGCGGCGCGCCGGCGCGGUGCAUGCCGGUGCGGUGGCGGGACCAUGGCGAGCGAUUUCUACCUGCGGUACUACGUGGGGCACAAGGGCAAGUUCGGCCACGAGUUCCUUGAGUUUGAGUUCCGGCCCGACGGGAAGCUGCGCUACGCCAACAACAGCAACUACAAGAACGAUGUCAUGAUCCGAAAGGAGGCUUACGUGCAUAAGAGCGUGAUGGAGGAGCUGAAGAGAAUAAUCGACGAUAGCGAGAUCACAAAAGAAGAUGAUGCUCUGUGGCCUCCUCCUGACAGAGUUGGUCGACAGGAGCUUGAAAUAGUGAUCGGUGAUGAGCACAUCUCCUUUACUACGUCAAAAAUCGGUUCGCUCAUUGAUGUAAAUCAAUCCAAGGACCCAGAAGGCUUGCGAGUGUUUUACUACCUGGUCCAGGACCUGAAGUGUCUAGUCUUCAGUCUUAUUGGACUGCACUUCAAGAUUAAGCCAAUUUAAAUCAAUCAAGCUGAAGUUUGUAUCGCAGUGUCUGUACGGGGGG
Molecule: messenger RNA, 552 nt
Organism: Neopsephotus bourkii (Bourke's parrot)
Lineage: Eukaryota; Metazoa; Chordata; Aves; Psittaciformes; Psittacidae
Gene: MAGOH
Product: mago homolog, exon junction complex subunit
Exons: 5
Coding region: 69-509 (146 amino acids)
Biological process (GO): RNA splicing
Cellular component (GO): catalytic step 2 spliceosome; nucleus; exon-exon junction complex
Source: RefSeq, a predicted model, not a curated record